AUGCCGAAAAGAAAAAUAUCCGAAUCUGGAGACGAGGAUUUUAUUAAAAACGAAGCUUCAGACUCCUCUGUUUCUGCAGAAGAGUCUGACAGCGAAAAAAGUGCCAAAACUAAGCCCACGAAGCAGUCAGGCAAAAGUUCAUCCAAUAAAAGGGCUAAGGAGGAAGUCAAGGAGGAGGUCGCCGAGGGCUCUGCCACAAAUUCGGAAUCAAGUACAUUGGCAACGGUGAAGAUCCACACCACCUCUGAAGGAGACAAGUACAUCGACCUGGGCAAGAAGAAGCGCGCAACCGUUAGAUCAUUCAAAGGAGUCCCCUUGAUUGACAUACGCGAAUUUUAUGGAGCAGAUGGAGACGAAAAACCUGGCAAGAAGGGUAUUUCUCUGACGAUUGAACAGUGGCAGUCAUUAAGGGAUGGAAUGAGCACAAUUGAUAAACUGCUUGAUGAGGUCAAGAAAAAGUAA
This is a messenger RNA of Psilocybe cubensis, 462 nucleotides long. RefSeq lists its product as uncharacterized. The record is from RefSeq and is a predicted model, not a curated record. Bases 1 to 462 code for a protein of 153 amino acids. Lineage: Eukaryota; Fungi; Basidiomycota; Agaricomycetes; Agaricales; Agrocybaceae. Gene Ontology annotation, molecular function: DNA binding; transcription coactivator activity. Gene Ontology annotation, biological process: positive regulation of transcription initiation by RNA polymerase II. The transcript has 4 exons.